Messenger RNA from Ceratosolen solmsi marchali, 2137 nucleotides. Its product is annotated as nose resistant to fluoxetine protein 6-like. Lineage: Eukaryota; Metazoa; Arthropoda; Insecta; Hymenoptera; Agaonidae. The transcript is spliced from 11 exons. The record is from RefSeq and is a predicted model, not a curated record. Bases 22 to 2124 code for a protein of 700 amino acids. Gene Ontology annotation, molecular function: acyltransferase activity, transferring groups other than amino-acyl groups.
GACAAGGACGAAAAUGUGGACAUGGAGCUUGAGAGGAGCGGCUACAGGCACUGGUACGAAAGUGUACCGAUGGCGCCGAUCGUCGUUGCCAAGUCCCAGACCCUACCCGAGGGAACUUGCAAGUCCCAGCUUAAGCGCUACCUCGAGGAACUGGGCAAUGGCACUUUAUGGGCCACUCAAAUGUUCGACGCCUCGGCCAAGUAUCCUUACGGAAUAGUCGACGGCCAGACCGUACAUUUGGGCAGCUUCGACCAGUGCUACAGGCUCGAUGCAAAAGUUUUUAGCAGACGAGGACAGGAGAUGGAGACGAAGGAUAUCCAUGGUAGAUAUUGUCUCGUGGACUUCAAGUACGAGCAGCGGGUCACGACGGUGGACUUUCGUGGCAAACUCAACCUGGAUUUCGACCCCAACGACUCCAUCUGGGAGUCUAUCAGAGAAAAGGGCGACUUCCGACGCACUAAGCGCUACCUGCUGCAAAUGGCCCUCUGUGUACCCGCGGCCUGUACUGCGGAGGACGUUGAAAAGGCCCUGCAAGGCCCCUACAAGGACUUUAGCGCCAAGAACAACCUCAUCGUGAAAGCCAGCGUGGACAAGAUGAACUGCCAGGCCCGUCACGAAGAAAUCCCAUUUUCAACGGGCGCCACCGUCUAUUGCAUUGUGCUGCUAAUUAUAUUUGCACUCGUCGUCGCGGGUAGUAUGUACGACGGAACAUUGAGGGCUGACGAGAAGGAAACGGUUGUCUCGCGCGGACUUCAACUGCUGCUCUGUUUCUCCGCCCGAAGGAACCUCCGCACCGUCUUCGAGGUCAGCUACAAACAUCGUGGCUUCGAUACCAUACACAUUCUGCGCAUCUACACCAUGACCUUCGUGAUAUUUGGCCACAGGAUGAUGCAGUAUUACCUGAACACCGUUGUCAAUAAGUACCACCUCGAGAAAACUUAUGUUAUCCCGUCCUUCAUUGUACUGCACAAUGGGCCAAUUAUUGUCGAUGGUUUCUUUGCAAUCGGCGGUCUCUUGACUUGCUACGGUUUCCUAAAACAAUUCGACAAAACCAAGAAAAUGAAUUUCUUCGGCCUCACCUUUAUUCGUUUCCUAAGAUUCACUCCCGCCUAUGCACUUCUAGUCUUCUUUCACGUAUAUCUCUUUCCACACAUGGGCUCCGGUCCACAAUGGCAAUCGAAAAUAAUCGCCGAGUCAAAGAAUUGCGCAGCAACUUGGUGGGCGAACCUCUUGUAUCUCAAUAAUUACAUGACAAUGGAAAAAUUGUGCAUAUUCCAGUCAUGGUACCUUACAGUCGACUUCCACUGCUACCUCUUAAACAUAGUACUCGUCUUCGCAUUUUGGAAGCUGCCGAGGAGAAUCGGUUAUUUAAUAUUGGGAGCAGCGACCAUUAUGAGUAUAAUGAUACCUUUCUACAUUACUUAUGUUAAUCGAAUACAGCCAAUGUUCAUCGGUUUCCCUUACUUAACUAAUCUGAGCAUGGACCCGUACUUUGUCAAUUACUACGUAAAGCCAUACAUGCGCAUGACCGCUUAUUUGGUGGGAGUUAUUGCUGGCACCAUUUUGUACGACUAUGAGAAUACUUCUUGGCGAAUAUCCAAGAAAUGGUCGCAAAGCUUAUUCCUGCUACUGGUAUUUGUAGUGGGAAUAUCAUCACAAUCACUGGGCUUCCAAUACCUGGAUCCCAACUCAAAUACCUCGUUGCUCGAGACGGCGCUCUAUGCCAGUUUACACCGAGGCGCAUUCGCAAUCAGCUUCUGCUCCAUCGUUCUGCUCAUUACUAUGGGCGAUGGAUUAGAUUAUUAUUACAAAAUUUUGACGCCGGGUUGGGUUCAACCGUUUGCCCGAUUGACUUAUGGUAUGUUCCUGACGCACAACAUUAUUCAGUCCUAUGAUAUUGGUACAAUACGAAAUGCAAGGACCUUUGGGAUUCGUAAUGUGCUCUGGGACUUUGUGCCAGAUGUUAUAUUUUCCUUUCUCAUAGCUCUAUUAAUUGCAAUCGGGAUCGAAGGUCCAUUUAGAAAAAUAGAAAAGCAUUUUAUUAGUAAGAGAAUAAAAGGUUCAUCGAAAGCUAUAAUAAGUACAAAAGAUCAAAUAAAGAAAGAAGAUAUCAAAAUGGAUUAAAUACAAAAUUAUG